Ectocarpus sp. CCAP 1310/34 is the source of this 1188-nucleotide messenger RNA. NCBI's taxonomy places the organism in Eukaryota, Phaeophyceae, Ectocarpales, Ectocarpaceae. The record is from the annotation of a GenBank genome assembly.
AUGUUGAGGCCCCGGGGCCACCCAGUGCAACCUGACGGUGGCAGCGACGACGAAGGCAACGAUGCGGCUUCUUUGGGAGUGUGCUACGAUGCCAUGUCUUCCUUCAACGUCACGGUGUCCCUCGGCCACAAAAAUCCCUCCCCGCCGGCAGGGUCAGCAGCCUCUCGACAAACCUGUCCCAGGCACACUAGCACGUCGCGGUCGGUUGACACCGCGUCGCUCGAGAGCCGGUCUCUCGACAGCGGUUCGACCUCGGUAUCUCGAGGUCCGUCUCUGGCGGAAUCGAUCGGCAGCUUUGAUCCGGAGAAGGCGGAGGCGGAGGCGCGAAAGGCUUUGGUGAGAAUGUCUCUUGGGGACAAAGGAAGGGCAUUGGACAGAAAGGGUUUCACCGCUAUGAACUCUUGCCAUGAACUCUCGGACGGGAGCGGGCUGCUGUCGGGAGACAUGUCGGGAGCGUUUCCGGAAAGCAUCAAGCGCGCCGAGGAGGUGAUGCAGCACACGCGGGAGACGCUGGCAAGAGCAGAUGGUGCCGCUAGAGAUUCUCUCACUGGCGGUAGCGAUGGCGGCCACGACAGCUUAUCCACAGAGGAGCUCGAGGGACUAUCUCGUGCCCUCAAGCGUGCCUUGUUUGUGUGUCCGAACCACAAGGGUCUGCACGCCAUGAGGGGCGAGGUGCACCGCAGGCUUCAGGACUUGCGCACCGCCGUCGGAUGUCUCAGGCUGGCGGUCAGGAUGGACAAGUCGGCGCUCAACGUACGCCAGAGGCUGGCCGAGGGCAUGGUGUGGCUUGACGGUGGCGAUAGCGAAGCCGCCUUGGCGUGUUUCGAAGAGGCGUGCACGGUGGAUGGGGCCAACGCCUCCGUACACUCCUGUAAAACCGUCGCUCUCGUUAAGCUUGGAAGGUUUGUCGAGGCGCUUCGAUCCGUGGAAGCCGUUCUAGGAAGGAGGAAAGGUACGGCCGACGACUACGUCUUGAGGGCCAAGAUUCGAUGGGCUGUGGGAAUGGUGGGCCCAGGAAACAUUGACCUUGGCAUCGCCAAGACUCUUCAGAGCGACCACCCGGAGGUGGUGAUGUUUGGCAGGCGGUGCCUUGGCAACGCCGAGGGCUUGUACGCCAAGGCCAAGGAGUUGGCGGACGCCGGGGACGACGUCAGGGCGGUCAAGGUGGGACGAGGUCAACGCGGUUGA